Molecule: messenger RNA, 722 nt
Organism: Athene cunicularia (burrowing owl)
Lineage: Eukaryota; Metazoa; Chordata; Aves; Strigiformes; Strigidae
Gene: ARL13A
Product: ADP ribosylation factor like GTPase 13A
Exons: 3
Coding region: 20-655 (211 amino acids)
Biological process (GO): non-motile cilium assembly; receptor localization to non-motile cilium
Cellular component (GO): non-motile cilium; ciliary membrane
Molecular function (GO): GTP binding; GTPase activity
Source: RefSeq, a predicted model, not a curated record
GCCUGACUGGACUCCUGCCAUGCAAGGAGGGGCUGCUGGGGCAGGGCCUGGCUGGGGGGUCCGUGCCCGGGGGGUAUUGCCCACGGGGCUGGGGUUUGUCCCCAGGCUUGGCUUGUGUGCAGCAGGCUGGAGGCAGCAGCUCCCCACCAUGAGGGGAGAUGCUCCCUGCCAUGGGGAGAAAGCCCAGGCAGGACGAAGCACAGAGACACGCCGGACUGCUCGCUUCGUAGGUGCCGAAGAGAGGCCAUCCCUCCGCGCAGGGCUGCCGAGCAUGUUCCACCUCUUCUCCCACUGCUGGUCGUGGCUGCAGGCCAUACAGGAACCCAUCAGGAAGGUGACCCUCCUCGUCCUGGGGCUGGACAAUGCGGGGAAAACCUCCGUCAUCAUGGACAUAGAGAGAGCGCUGGGCGGCGAGGUGCUGCCUGUGGGGCAGCCCGGCCAGACCCGCCUGCGGGUGGACAGGUUCGAGGUGACGCUGGUGGACCUGCCCGGGGGCCAGCGCUCCCGCAGCGCCUGGCGCAGCCACUACAGCGCGGCCCACGGGCUCCUCUUCGUCCUGGACUCCAGUGACCUGGCGCGGAUGGAGGAGGCCCGCAAGGUCCUGAGCCGCGUCCUGAGCCAUCCCGACAUCUCUGGGAAGCCGAUCUUACUGUAAGGCCGAGUCCCUGGGAUGUGACUUGUCAGGUUUGGGGUGGCGGGUGGGGGGGAAUGGGAACUUGUUG